AGCAAAUGAGCUUUCACCUAUAAAAGCAGCGAGUAACGAAGGACAGCCGGAAUUUCCACUCACCCGGAAAUGCGACAACCAGUCAUUUUCGGGCCUUUCCUUCAUUUGUUGGCUCUUUUGUCAUUUCUUUCGUUAGCAUCAAGCGAUGUUAGAGACAGGAGCAAACAGCCCAACAUAGUGCUUGUCGUGGCCGACGACUAUGGAUACAACGACAUCAGCUACCACGGUUCUAGGAUUCGAACCCCUAACCUGGAGAGGCUCGCUAACCAUGGGGUGAAGUUAGAGAACUAUUAUGUCCAGCCCAUAUGUACCCCUUCACGCUGUCAACUGAUGUCAGGACGAUACCAGAUCCACACAGGUCUUCAACACUCGAUCAUCUGGCCAGGACAACCUAAUGGCCUUCCGUUAGACAGCCCCACCCUGGCCGACAAGCUGAGAGAAGCCGGGUACGCCACCCAUGCGGUGGGCAAGUGGCACCUGGGGAUGUACAAGAAAGAGUUCCUGCCCACAAACCGGGGCUUCGACUCUUUCUAUGGGCUCUACCUUGGUUCGGGGGAUCAUUACUCCCACCGUAGUUGUUUGGGUCCAGGUUGUGGCCUAGAUCUCCACAACAACACGGAGCCUGACUUCAGCAAAGACCAGGUGUACUCCACCUACCUCUUCACCCAGGUGGCCGAGGACAUUGUCAGAACCCACUCACCCUCCAAGCCGCUCUUCCUGUACCUGGCCUACCAGGCGAUACACAGCCCUCUGCAGGUCCCUGAGAAAUACACAGAGCAGUACCAGGACAUCCCCAACAAAGCAAGGAGAAAAUUCGCCGGCAUGGUCACCUGUAUGGACGAGGGAAUUGGUAACCUGACAACCACCCUGCAAGAAGCUGGACUGUGGGACAACACCGACUUCAUCUUCACUACAGACAACGGCGGUCAGGUGCACGCCGGCGGUAACAACUGGCCACUGAGAGGCUACAAACAUCACUUGUGGGAGGGAGGAGUGCGAGCAGUGGGCUUCGUCCAUAGCAACCUUCUUGCCCAAAAAGGAGUGAUUAGCAGGGGUUUAAUGCACGUGUCGGACUGGUUCCCAACCUUGGUGAAGCUGGCCGGUGGUUCGUUGAACGGCACUCAGCCGCUGGACGGCUUUGACCAGUGGCCGACCAUCAGCGAGGCCAAGGCCAGUCCCCGGACAGAACUCUUACACAACAUCGACAUCCUCACACCACCUUCUGGUACACGGCUGUACCCGAACCUCUUCGACACUCGAGUGCGAGCGGCCAUCCGGGUAGGUGACAUGAAACUGAUAACAGGAAACCCGGGUGACGGCUCCUGGGUGCCUCCACCCGAGAUGCCACAUUCUCCUCAUACCACAGGAAAUACCCGACUUAGCGGCAGCGCAACCCAGAACGUGUGGCUGUUCAACAUCACCGCCGACCCCGAGGAGCGGGUCGACCUGUCGCACACCCACCUCGACCUCGUGCAGCAGCUGCUCGAGCGUCUUGACUACUACAAUGCUACAGCUGUGCCACCACGGUACCCUCCUGAUGACCCCAACUCCAACCCUGAGAGACACGGGGGUGUCUGGGGUCCUUGGCAAUAAGAGUGUGAUAAACGCAAGAUGUCUGGUUAUCCUGAAUAGAUUCGUCGGAUUGAAGUUUGUUUUUGUACACCAAGGGGGCAUUUGAAAACCCUGGUAUAAUUAUUAUUAAAAAAUAAUUUAGCGUCUUUUAAUGAAAAAUAAAAUAUUUUGGAAUUUGUGAA
Pomacea canaliculata is the source of this 1754-nucleotide messenger RNA. RefSeq names its product arylsulfatase J-like. Lineage: Eukaryota; Metazoa; Mollusca; Gastropoda; Architaenioglossa; Ampullariidae. The record is from RefSeq and is a predicted model, not a curated record. Bases 70 to 1593 code for a protein of 507 amino acids. The transcript has 5 exons.